CCUUUUCUGAAUUAUUUAUAGACCGAUGCCAGCUGUUUUCAAUUCCUCUCGUGUGCACUCUGUGGGAAAUGCGGGGUUUCCUUCCCCUUUCCCUUAAAACAAAUUGAUCUCUUUUUCGGAAUGCAUUUUUUUCACCCUCCGGGGGACACUGGAAUCAAACCCUGACUGCUUCUUUUUCCCCCUUAGGAAGGGGACGCUUUGGGAAUGACCAUGCUCCACGGAGACCGGGAAGCGGCCCCCAGGUUCUCCCUACAGAGCCUCCUCCACUAAAGCCUCCAAAAAGCAAAACCUGUAAUUUCCAGAAGAAUCACUUAAAAAAUAUUGCAGCCACUAACCUCACAUACCAACGGAAUAAUUACUAUGGAUUCUGCAUUGUGAGCUGCUCUCCAUACCCUGAAAUUUCUUUAUAUUAAAUCUGUUUUUCUUUGAAUUUGCAUCUCUUCAAGACCCAAGAUUAAAACAAAAUUCACGCUAAAUUGGAUUUUAGAUGAUCUUCCUUUCAUUUAUCCAUCGUCUUUCUUAUGUGGAUAUGCAAGCGAGAAGAGAAGCCUGGACAUCCCCAACAUGCUCACUCCCUUAAUCUGUCCGUCUAGAGGUUUGGCUUCUACAAACCAAGGGAGUCGAAGAGUUGAAGAUGAAGCCCAGAGCAGAGUGCUGUUCUCCCAAGUUCUGGUUGGUGUUAGCUGUCCUGGCUGUGUCAGGCAGCAGAGCUCGCUCCCAGAAGAGCCCCCCCAGCAUCGGCGUUGCCGUCAUCCUUGUGGGCACUUCAGACGAGGUGGCCAUCAAGGAUGCCCACGAGAAAGAUGAUUUCCACCAUCUCUCCGUGGUUCCCCGUGUGGAACUGGUAGCCAUGAACGAGACUGACCCGAAGAGCAUCAUCACCCGCAUCUGUGAUCUCAUGUCUGAUCGGAAGAUCCAGGGGGUGGUGUUUGCUGACGACACUGACCAAGAAGCCAUCGCCCAGAUCCUUGAUUUCAUUUCGGCCCAGACUCUCACCCCCAUUCUGGGCAUCCACGGGGGCUCCUCGAUGAUAAUGGCAGAUAAGGAUGAAUCCUCCAUGUUCUUCCAGUUUGGCCCAUCGAUUGAACAGCAGGCUUCUGUAAUGCUCAACAUCAUGGAAGAGUAUGACUGGUACAUCUUUUCUAUCGUCACCACCUAUUUCCCUGGCUACCAGGACUUUGUUAACAAGAUUCGCAGCACCAUCGAGAAUAGCUUUGUGGGCUGGGAGUUAGAGGAAGUCCUCUUACUGGACAUGUCCCUGGAUGAUGGAGAUUCUAAGAUCCAGAACCAACUCAAGAAACUUCAAAGCCCCAUCAUUCUUCUUUACUGUACUAAGGAAGAAGCCACCUAUAUCUUUGAAGUGGCUAAUUCAGUAGGGCUGACUGGCUAUGGCUACACGUGGAUUGUGCCUAGUUUGGUGGCAGGGGAUACAGACACAGUGCCCUCGGAGUUCCCAACUGGGCUCAUCUCUGUAUCCUACGAUGAAUGGGAUUAUGGCCUCCCUGCCAGAGUGAGAGAUGGAAUUGCCAUAAUCACCACUGCUGCUUCCGACAUGCUGUCCGAGCACAGCUUCAUUCCUGAGCCCAAGAGCAGUUGUUACAACACCCAUGAGAAGAGAAUCUAUCAGUCCAAUAUGCUUAACAGGUAUCUUAUCAAUGUCACUUUUGAAGGGAGGAAUCUGUCCUUCAGUGAAGAUGGCUACCAGAUGCACCCAAAACUGGUGAUAAUCCUUCUGAACAAGGAGAGGAAGUGGGAGAGGGUGGGAAAGUGGAAGGACAAGUCCCUGCAGAUGAAGUACUAUGUGUGGCCCCGAAUGUGUCCGGAGGCAGAAGAGCAGGAAGAUGACCAUCUGAGCAUUGUGACCCUGGAGGAGGCUCCGUUUGUCAUUGUGGAGAGUGUGGACCCUCUGAGUGGAACCUGCAUGAGGAACACAGUCCCCUGCCAAAAACGCAUCAUCUCCGAGAAUAAAACAGAGGAGGAGCCAGGUUACAUCAAAAAAUGCUGCAAGGGGUUCUGUAUCGAUAUCCUUAAGAAAAUUUCUAAAUCUGUGAAAUUCACCUAUGACCUUUACCUGGUUACCAAUGGCAAACAUGGGAAGAAAAUCAAUGGGACCUGGAAUGGCAUGAUUGGAGAGGUGGUCAUGAAGCGGGCCUACAUGGCAGUGGGCUCGCUCACCAUCAACGAGGAGAGGUCUGAGGUGGUUGACUUCUCUGUACCCUUCAUAGAGACUGGCAUCAGUGUCAUGGUGUCACGAAGCAAUGGGACUGUCUCACCUUCUGCCUUCUUAGAGCCAUUUAGUGCUGACGUUUGGGUCAUGAUGUUUGUGAUGCUGCUCAUCGUCUCAGCCGUGGCUGUCUUUGUCUUUGAGUAUUUCAGUCCUGUGGGUUAUAACAGGUGCCUCGCUGAUGGCAGAGAGCCAGGUGGCCCAUCUUUCACCAUCGGCAAAGCCAUUUGGUUACUCUGGGGUCUGGUGUUUAACAACUCCGUGCCCGUGCAGAACCCGAAGGGGACCACCUCCAAAAUCAUGGUGUCCGUGUGGGCCUUCUUUGCUGUCAUCUUCCUGGCCAGCUACACUGCCAACUUAGCUGCAUUCAUGAUCCAAGAGGAGUACGUGGAUCAGGUUUCUGGCCUGAGUGACAAAAAGUUCCAGAGACCUAACGACUUCUCACCCCCUUUCCGCUUUGGGACUGUGCCCAAUGGCAGCACAGAGAGGAAUAUUCGCAAUAACUACGCAGAAAUGCAUGCCUACAUGGGAAAGUUCAACCAGAGGGGUGUAGAUGAUGCAUUACUCUCCCUGAAAACAGGGAAACUGGACGCGUUCAUCUAUGAUGCAGCAGUGCUGAACUACAUGGCAGGCAGAGAUGAAGGCUGCAAGCUAGUGACCAUUGGCAGCGGGAAGGUCUUUGCUUCCACGGGUUAUGGCAUUGCCAUCCAAAAGGACUCUGGAUGGAAGCGCCAGGUGGACCUUGCUAUCUUGCAGCUCUUUGGGGAUGGAGAGAUGGAGGAGCUGGAAGCUCUCUGGCUCACUGGCAUCUGCCACAAUGAGAAGAAUGAGGUCAUGAGCAGCCAGCUGGACAUUGACAAUAUGGCAGGAGUCUUCUAUAUGUUGGGGGCAGCUAUGGCUCUAAGCCUUAUCACCUUCAUCUGUGAACACCUAUUCUAUUGGCAGUUCCGGCAUUGCUUUAUGGGUGUCUGUUCUGGGAAGCCUGGCAUGGUCUUCUCCAUCAGCAGAGGCAUCUACAGCUGCAUCCAUGGAGUGGCUAUUGAGGAGCGCCAAUCUGUGAUGAACUCCCCCACCGCAACCAUGAACAACACACACUCCAACAUCCUGCGCCUGCUCCGCACAGCCAAGAACAUGGCUAACCUGUCUGGUGUGAAUGGCUCCCCACAGAGCGCCCUGGACUUCAUCCGACGCGAGUCGUCCGUCUACGACAUCUCUGAGCACCGCCGUAGCUUCACGCAUUCUGACUGCAAAUCCUACAACAACCCACCCUGCGAGGAGAACCUCUUCAGUGACUACAUCAGUGAGGUAGAGAGAACUUUUGGUAACCUGCAGCUGAAGGACAGCAAUGUGUACCAAGAUCACUAUCACCAUCACCACCGGCCCCAUAGCAUUGGCAGUGCCAGCUCCAUCGACGGGCUCUAUGACUGUGACAACCCACCCUUCACCACCCAGCCGAGGUCCAUCAGCAAGAAGCCCUUAGAUAUCGGUCUACCUUCCUCCAAACACAGCCAGCUAAGUGACCUAUAUGGCAAGUUCUCCUUCAAGAGCGACCGCUACAGCGGUCACGAUGAUUUGAUCCGCUCAGACGUCUCCGACAUCUCUACCCACACCGUUACCUACGGAAACAUUGAGGGCAAUGCUGCCAAGAGGCGGAAGCAGCAAUACAAGGACAGCCUGAAGAAGCGGCCGGCCUCAGCCAAGUCCCGGCGGGAAUUUGACGAGAUCGAGCUGGCCUACCGUCGCCGACCACCCCGCUCUCCUGACCACAAGCGCUACUUCAGGGACAAAGAAGGGCUACGGGACUUCUACCUAGACCAGUUCCGAACGAAGGAGAACUCGCCUCACUGGGAGCACGUAGACCUGACAGAUAUCUACAAGGAACGGGGCGAAGACUUUAAGCGUGACUCGGUCAGUGGAGGAGGGCCCUGCACCAACAGGUCUCACCUCAAACACGGGACGGGCGACAAGCACAACGUGGUCAGUGGCGUGCCAGCACCCUGGGAGAAGAACCUGACCAAUGUGGAAUGGGAGGACCGGUCUGGAGGCAAUUUCUGCCGCAGCUGCCCCUCGAAGCUGCACAACUAUUCCACGACAGUGACAGGACAGAACUCAGGCAGGCAGGCAUGCAUCCGGUGUGAGGCUUGCAAGAAGGCAGGCAACCUGUACGACAUCAGCGAGGACAACUCCCUGCAGGAGCUGGACCAGCCGGCUGCCCCUGUGGCAGUGACGUCGAAUGCCUCUGCCACCAAGUACCCCCAGAGCCCAACUAAUUCCAAGGCCCAGAAGAAGAACCGGAACAAACUGCGCCGGCAGCACUCUUACGACACCUUCGUGGACCUGCAGAAGGAAGAAGCCGCCUUGGCCCCACGCAGCGUGAGCCUGAAAGACAAGGGCCGCUUCCUGGAUGGGAGUCCCUACGCCCACAUGUUUGAGAUGCCAGCUGGUGAGAGCACCUUUGCCAACGACAAGUCCUCAGUGCCCGCUGCCGGACACCACCACAACAACAACCCCAGCAGCGGCUACAUGCUCAGCAAGUCACUCUACCCGGACCGGGUCACGCAAAACCCUUUCAUCCCCACUUUUGGGGAUGACCAGUGCUUGCUCCAUGGCAGCAAAUCCUACUUCUUCAGGCAGCCCACGGUGGCAGGGGUGCCAAAAGCCAGGCCAGACUUCCGGGCCCUUGUCACCAACAAGCCAGUGGUCUCGGCCCUACAUGGGGCUGUGCCAGGCCGUUUCCAGAAGGACAUCUGUAUAGGGAACCAGUCCAACCCCUGUGUGCCUAACAACAAAAACCCCAGGGCUUUCAAUGGCUCCAGCAAUGGGCAUGUUUAUGAGAAACUUUCUAGUAUUGAGUCUGAUGUCUGAGUGAGGGAAGAGAGAGGUUAAUGGGUACGGGAGGGAUAGGGCUGUGGUCAUAUGAGGCACAUGUCAUGGAGGGGGUCGGGGGUGAACUUGGUUCCCAUUUGCUCCUUUCUUGUUGUUUUAAUUUAUUUAUGGAUCCUGGAGUUCUGAUUCCUACUGAGGGCAACCCUGGCAGCCAGCACCAUCUCUCCUCCCUUUUGCAGUUCUCUCCACCUUCCCCGCCCUGUCAGCCAUUCCUUUGCCCAUGAUGGGAUGAUGGGCUCUCUCAGCUUGGGAGGGUAGAGAAGAAAAAGAAAGGAAGUGACUGCAUGUGCGUUUCCUCCUAGCACAGAAGAACUCCCUGCCACUCAUUUUGAGGGAAGCUAGGAGAAGAGAAAGGAGGCCACGUGAGUACAAGAGUAGCUCUUCCGAAAAUGAUCUUUACACUUGGGUGAGGAAGCAGAAGCAUCUAAGUGACACCAGUUAGCAUCUGCUUGUGAAUGAAAAAGAGGCAUUUGCUAAAUUCUUGUUGCUUGGAUGACAUCUGUCUAGGGUAGAGGUGCCAAGCAGAGGGUGGGAGGCCAUGUGUGUUUAUAUAUAAGCCAAAAAAUGUUUGCUUCAAUGCCGUGGGACUCAGUGGUAAACCGCAAGGGAAGGUCAUUGGUGGAGGCAUGAGUGAAUUCCCAAACUGGAAAAGCACAUCAUAAUAGUGCCCCACCCUGCAUUAGAGGGGAGAGCAGACAGAUCGCAUGUGUCCACGUACACGUGCACUCGUGUAGCCAGCUAGGCACCUAUCAAUACAGAGAUGGUUACUGGACUCUUUCAAUAUCACUAAGCAGCGUGCUUGUUUUGGCUUAUAUACAAACAGAGAUGGUCAUGUGUGUCCUGAAUUUUGGCUGUCUCUCCCCUUUACCCUUCCUGUAAGAGGAAAGUGCAAGUUCUUAACAAAGAAGAUUCUGUGGUCUACACCAAAAGGUGGUGAACAAUCUUAUAAGAAUAGGAUAUAGAAGUAAUUCCUCCAUGAUUGCCAAUGGUUUCCACUAGUCUGGGCAAAGAACUUUUCAGGGAGGCUAAAGGGAAAUAGAAACAGCCAUGAUUCUUUUGCCUACAUUUGAGAGCAAAAGAACCUAAAAAGCUCUCUUGGGCUCUUCAGACCCUCAGCUGGCCAAGGUUUGGGGAAAAGCUAAGUAAAGCUCUGAAUAACAGGGGAGCAGUUUGAUGGUAAGGUAAGUGAGAGAGGGGGAUGUUUUCAAUGCUUUGAUCCCUUCUUACUUAACCUGGAGCUAGGAGAGCAGGCUGGUUCCCCAGAAUGGAUCACAGCUGACAUCGAAUAAACACUUGAGCUUGCCUACACAGAGUGCAACUCAGAAGGCAUGGAGGGAAGGGAAGAAAUUUGGAAUUAGGGGAGGGUAGGAGGGGAGGGACUCUUCUGCUACCUCGUUGGGUCUGGUUUUCCUAAGAAUGUGACACUAGGCCCCAUUUGGACACUCUUGGUAGAAGCCCUUCCACCUUCCUUCAACGCCUCCCUUCCCUCUCAGAGUGCGCCACUGAAGAAAUAAAAAAUGGAAAACUCCAGGGAUGAGGAUACCAGCAGCUGUGAUGCCCCCUUCACUUAAAGUUGAAAAUUUUGAGAAGGGAAAUGAGUACUUGUCACUGCCUGUCUUAAAACUUGGGGUAGGGGUGUUCUAUGAGUCAGCUCCACGGUCCUGCGAGCCCCUCCUUACACAGGGUGGCAUCCAAAGAGCCCCGGCUCUGGAAGCUUGACCACAGGAUCACCAUGUCGCACACAGGACCUAUAAACCAGAAAGGUGCUCAGUCUCCUCUGAAAGGAAGCUGCCAUGUCUCUUCAAGUCACACCCUCCAGGGCUGCUUUUUGCCUUCCAGUUUGCCCUGACUUGCAACCCUGCCUCAUCCCCUGCCCUCAACUGCUGUCCCCCACCCCCUCCUUGAUUUUUUACCUCAGUAUCUUUCAUUUUAAAGCCAACUGAAGGCCUUGUAAAGCUUUGUUUCCUUUCUAAAAUGAACCUGGGGGCAAGGGGCUGAACCUCUCAGAUUUGGAGAGAGGAGCACGGAGUGCUUUACCUUAGACUCAAGGAAAGACUGAGAGCAAGACAGAGGGCGUGAGGCAUCUCCAGGAGGAAGAAGGAGAAGGGCCAUAUAAACACUGCUUCCCCCAGACCCUGUCCAAGUGUCAGGGGCUCAUCCCCUUAACUCUUCCUCUUACCUCACCCUUUCAAAAUAAAAAACCAAACCAACUAACCUAGCGAACAGCAAUCUAGAACAAAGGGGGCUCUGUCAUUCUCCAAUAGUGACAGAAAUCAAGAUGGUGUUUAUUUCAUAUGUAAAUAUUUUGUUUUCUAAUUAAUUUUGUAUAAAGUGUCUCUUGUGAGUAUUCAGGGUGUUGGGCU
Molecule: messenger RNA, 7473 nt
Organism: Choloepus didactylus (southern two-toed sloth)
Lineage: Eukaryota; Metazoa; Chordata; Mammalia; Pilosa; Megalonychidae
Gene: GRIN2B
Product: glutamate ionotropic receptor NMDA type subunit 2B
Exons: 13
Coding region: 635-5089 (1484 amino acids)
Biological process (GO): monoatomic ion transport; long-term synaptic potentiation; excitatory postsynaptic potential
Cellular component (GO): postsynaptic density membrane; postsynaptic membrane; plasma membrane
Molecular function (GO): transmitter-gated monoatomic ion channel activity involved in regulation of postsynaptic membrane potential; NMDA glutamate receptor activity
Source: RefSeq, a predicted model, not a curated record